AAAGAAUAAUGGCUCUCAUUCAAGAAUUAUAUAGAAUGGCAAUUCUUUACAUCGCUGUAUAUAAACCCCGGCAGACCCUAGGAACAUAUCAUUGGACUCUGUACCUUGAAGAAGGGGACUCUCACUUGGUGUUUCAAGUUGUCAGAAACCCGGGUCAAUUUCAGUACCAAGAACUCUCCAGCCGCCCAGAAAAUACCGAUCGCCAUGUUGAGAAUAUCUUUGUGGCGGAUAUCGUGCGGUAG
Messenger RNA from Blastomyces dermatitidis ER-3, 242 nucleotides. RefSeq lists its product as uncharacterized. The record is from RefSeq and is a predicted model, not a curated record. Bases 9 to 242 code for a protein of 77 amino acids. The transcript is spliced from 2 exons. NCBI's taxonomy places the organism in Eukaryota, Fungi, Ascomycota, Eurotiomycetes, Onygenales, Ajellomycetaceae.